CGGAGAGAACAAAAGUCCAAACAAUCACAACGAACACUGGGAAUCUCUUUCCUGUACUUUCACAUCCACUCAGUAACCAGCUCACCGAACACUCACAAAUAUAAAAAGCCUUUAUCAAAACCCGUCAAGGUAUUUCAAGCGUACAUCUAUUCUCCCCGCAACCCACUUCUAUUCAUUACCCCGCCAUCCCCCUCUACAACAAGCACAGGUACUAAGAACCACCAACAUCAGCUAACUUACCACAAAGCAUUUGAGCAAGCGCAUAGACCCCAAACCCAACCAUGUCUUCUGCCGAGGCCGAACGCGAUCCGAACCCCGCCGAACUGGCCGAGCGCGAGCGCGAGGAGAAGGAGCGCAAGGCGAAGGAAGACGCCGAGCAAGCGAAGCUGCCAUACAAGUGGACGCAGACCAUCAAAGACGUGGACGUGACGAUUGCCGUACCGGGAAACCUCAGGGGAAGGGAUCUGGAUGUGGUUUUGACCAAGACUAAGAUCAAGGUGGCGGUUAAGGGACAGGAACCUAUUAUCGAGGGAGACUUUCCUCAUCCGGUUAUACUUGACGAGUGCUCAUGGACGCUGGAGACGACAUCGCAACCGCCUGGGAAGGAGGUGGCGGUUCAUCUGGACAAGGUGAAUAAGGUCGAGUGGUGGCCGCAUGUGGUGACUUCUGCGCCCAAGAUCGACGUCAGUAAGAUCACGCCCGAGUCAUCGAAGUUGAGUGAUUUGGACGGGGAGACCAGGGCCAUGGUCGAGAAGAUGAUGUACGAUCAGCGACAGAAGGAAAUCGGCGGCGCAAGCAGCGAUGAGCAGCGCAAGAUGGAUCUUCUGAAGAAGUUCCAGGCGGAACAUCCGGAGAUGGACUUCUCCAAUGCGCAAAUCGGCUAGUUGAUGGGCCAUUCGCGAUGUGUAUGAAGUAAUGAGCAAUAGUCUUUUCGGAAAGGGCAUGAGAAUUCAAACAUUGAUUCGUUAAAAGCACAUGGGCUAUAUUAAUAAGUAAACAUUCCGAGGAUAUAUCAAGAUGGUUGCUCCUGUUGGCCGAAUACGAGAGCUACCUGGUUAGGACUAGCGGCGUACAAAUAUACUUGACAAACGGCGAUUCUUGUGCUAUACUUCGUGUCAGUUAUGCAUCGAGUCAAAGGCAUUAUAGGCAGAGACUUCCUCGCCUUAUGAAUUAUUCCAAAUUCUCGUAUUCACAGACAUGAGCCAGUAUGUUACUGUCCUUGCGAAAACUAUCAUAAAUAGCCCAACCACCGUGCCC
Molecule: messenger RNA, 1257 nt
Organism: Aspergillus pseudonomiae
Lineage: Eukaryota; Fungi; Ascomycota; Eurotiomycetes; Eurotiales; Aspergillaceae
Product: NudC domain-containing protein
Exons: 3
Coding region: 282-884 (200 amino acids)
Biological process (GO): protein folding
Cellular component (GO): cytoplasm
Source: RefSeq, a predicted model, not a curated record